Messenger RNA from Zingiber officinale, 3609 nucleotides. Its product is annotated as pentatricopeptide repeat-containing protein At5g41170, mitochondrial-like. NCBI's taxonomy places the organism in Eukaryota, Viridiplantae, Streptophyta, Magnoliopsida, Zingiberales, Zingiberaceae. The record is from RefSeq and is a predicted model, not a curated record. Gene Ontology annotation, molecular function: protein binding. Bases 608 to 2842 code for a protein of 744 amino acids. The transcript has 6 exons.
UACCUUCUUCUCCCGAUUCACACGCCUUGGCCUUCCUCCCCCACAGCGAGCGCCGCCUUUUUUUUUUUUUCCUUUGUUUUUUCUCACCCUCGUCCGUCGCUUGUCGGCUGCGGCCUCGACGCAACCGACUGCGGCUAGCCCGAUCGCUGCCGCAUCCUUCAUCGCCACUAUCCUCCCCCGACGGCGAGCAACCGUCCCGCCGGCGAAUGAACCCUUUUCUAUUUCCUUCAUCACCUGCGAGCAGUAUCUUUUAGGCUUUCGGAGGCCACCAUCUCAGCGCGACUCCUCGUGUUGAUUACCAGCCGCUCAACUCCUCGAGUUGUAGUAAGCUGUUCCAGUCGCCUAUUCGUUCCUCGAUGUCGGCCAGCUAGCGAUCUCUGCUCCACUUCCUUGUUGCGCACAGUAAGAUGGAGCAACUCUCUUCUAUCUAGCGCCUUCAUCAUCGUUGGUAUGCUUCUCCAUCUGUUGCUUAAAGCCUGUAUGGGCAAUGUGUCUUUGGGCAAGAGCCAGGCCGUGAAUGCAGAUAUUGGAUGUAACCUUAAACCAGGCCACGGAAUUCCAGCCAACCAUAAGUUGAACCAUUCCCACCAGUUAUAGGUUAUAAUCAAUGAUGGCGAUACUACGACUUUGGUUCAAUGGGGGCAGAUCGUUUAAAUCAUUUCGAGUUAUAGGCAUGUCGGAUGUUAAUUGCAAAUAUUUUACAUCCUUUUCAAUGAAGAGCCCAGAGAAGAAUGAAGAUGAACCAAUAGAUGGAAAAGGAGAGGAGCCAAAGGAACUUUUGGCACACUAUUCCUUUAAUCAGAAUCAAGCAAUUGUAAAUGAUGAAGACACAUUACAAGAAAGAGAUGAAUCGGGACACCCCAUGGUUAGAGAAACAUGUAGGUUGAUUGGAUUGCGCCAUAUGUGGGAUAGAAAGAGUGAGGCUGAACUCCGACACCUUUUGAGAAGCCUUUCAUCCCAUCAGGUUUGUUCUGUGUUACGUUGGCAGUUAGAUGAACGUGUUGCCAUGAACUUCUUUUACUGGGCUGACCGACAGUGGAGGUACCGACAUGCACCACUGAUCUACCAUACGAUGCUUGACCUGUUGAGCAAGACAAAGUUGUGCCAGUCAGCAAGGCGAGUUCUAAGGUUGAUGAUCCGGCGGAGGAUCAGCCGGACGCCUCAAGAUUUUAGUCGACUAAUGAUCUCAUAUAGUCGAGCAGGAAAGCUCAGAAGUGCAAUGAGAGUCUUAAAUUUGAUGCAGAAAGAUGGUUGUGGACCAGAUCUUUCCGUUUGUAACACUACAAUAAAUGUGCUCAUAAUGGCUGGUCGAUUGGACAAGGCUCUGAGGUUCUUGGACCGAAUGCAACGAGUUGGGAUUACCCCUGAUGUAAUCUCAUACAAUUGCUUGAUUAAAGGAUUUUGUGAUGUUAGAAGGGUUGAAGAUGCUUUAGGAAUGUUGCGGGAGAUGCCUGCCAAGGGUUGCUUGCCAGACAAGAUCAGCUACUACACAGUGAUAAGCUUCUUAUGCAAAGAAAAAAGAGUUGGAGAAGUCAGAGAGCUACUGAAAAGGAUGACUACUGAGUCUAAUCUGUUCCCUGACCAGGUAACUUACAGUAUCUUAAUUCAUGUCCUUUCGAAACAUGGUCAUGCAUAUGAAGCCCUUGAUUUUUUAAGGGAAUCUGAGGAAAAGAGAUUUCGAGUUGAUAAAAUUGGCUAUAGUGCUAUUGUGCAUUCCUAUUGCCUGGAUGGAAAGAUAGAUGAGGCAAAGGACAUUAUGAAUCAGAUGUUAGCAAAGGGCUACCAUCCAGAUGUGGUGACAUAUACUGCACUUGUCAAUGGGUUUUGCCGUAUUGGGAAGAUAGAUGAAGCAAGAGAGGUGCUCAAGCACAUGUAUGAGGCUGGUUGCAAGCCCAACGCUGUCACAUACACUUCCCUGUUAAAUGGAUUAUGUAAAAUUGGAUCCUCAUUAGAGGCGCUGGAAUUGUUGAACAAGAGCGAGGAGGAGUGGUGGACUCCUAAUGUUGUGACAUAUAGUGUUGUUAUUCAUGGACUUAGACGGGAAGGAAAAUUGAAGGUGGCUUGUGAUUUGGUUAUGCAAAUGUUAGGGAAUGGUUUCUUUCCCACUACAGUUGAGAUUAAUUUGCUUAUCCACGCCCUUUGCAAGGAGAGAAUGGUUGGUGAUGCAAAAAAGUUCAUGGAGGAUUGUCAAAGCAAAGGAUGUACUAUCAAUGUGGUAAACUUCACUACUUUAAUUCAUGGAUUUUGCCACGAGGGUGAUUUAGAAGCAGCACUAUCUUUGCUGGAUGAUAUGUACCUCACUAAUAGACACCCUGAUGUUGUAACCUAUACAGUUCUUGUUAAUGCACUGGGAAGAAAAGGAAACUUUGAGAAAUCAAAUGAGCUUGUGAAGAAAAUGCUGCACAGGGGUUUGAUUCCUACUCCCGUUACUUACAGGACAGUCAUUCAUAGGUAUUGUGAAAAAGGCAGAGUGGAAGAUUUGGUCAUGUUGUUGGAGAAGAUGCUUGAGAAGCAAGAGUGUAAAUCUGCAUAUAAUCAAGUAAUUGAGAAGCUUUGUCUGUUUGGUAAAUUUGAUGAGGCUUACAAGGUCUUGUGGAAGGUUUUGAGGACAGCCUCAAAGACUGAUGCCAAUACAUGCCACAUUUUGAUGGAAAGUUAUUUGAAGAAAGGUCUUCCUUUGCAUUCAUAUAAAGUGGCCUGCAGAAUGUUCCACAGGAACAUGCUACCUGAUACAAAAUUGUGCCAGAAAGUUAGCAACAAACUAAUUGCAGCAGGGCAUCCUGAUGAGGCAAGGAGGCUACAAAUCAAGCUUGUUGAGAGAGGACAGAUUUUGCCUUCUUAAAAUGCCAGAUUUGACUACAUGCAUCAUCUCAAAUAAUGACGUGAUCAAGAGUAAGAGUUUGGUUUCUUGAAGUAAGAAGCUGAACACAUUAUAGGUGGCUGAAUUUUCGCAACAUUGCUCCCACUACAGUGGAAUACCAAUACCUAGAUCCACAAAUGAGUUGGUAUUGCAACAGCACUAAAACAUCAUGUUGAUUGAACCGCAUGGCAUUGAGGCAGCUCCAACAAUCUCAGUUGUUGGAUGUGACUAACCCUAGGUUGAACAGCUGAAACAAUGACACUGAUAGACAAAGCAACAUAUAAAGCUUUUAGACUCUGUGCCGAUCACUUAGAAUACUCAUGUCAGAUAUUUGUGGUUUUGGGGAAAGAGAUGCAAGGAGUUUGAGACAUUUUAUCCUCUGGAGAUACAGAGAAAGUGUUGGAUCUCCAAAUGAGAUCAUGUUAUUAUGGAAAUUAUGUCUAAUCUCUGACUAGCAUGAAGGAAGAAGGCAAAUCCAGCUAUAAAAAGGAGGAAAAAGUUAUAUUAAUCGACUAUAACAUGUGCUUUUCCAGAAAUCAAACAAACAACCAGUCCUAGUUCUCUUUGUUGUAUUUAAACUAUCUUUUCAUGACUAAAGAAGUUCAUUGCUUGUAAGAGCUGGCGAAAAUGCUCAGAAAAAAGACUAGAAAAAUAGUUCAUUGCUUGCAUUGUUCUUAUUCAUGUUUGAGCUAAAGGUCUUUACUGUAAAUCUUCAUUGUGUUACACGAGCUUGAUUUACUUUGUUCUCA